GGCUGCAGGCGGGCAGGGAGGCCGGCCUGGUGACGGAGGACGAGCCAGGCCCGCCCGCCCGUCCCGCGCUGGCGCCGGGAGACCCGGCCGAGAUGCCGGUGCGGAGCUCCUGCCGCUGCCCCGCGGAGCCGGCCCCGGGAGCCUCCGCCGCCGCCCGCCUGGAGCCGCCGCCGCCCAUCAACACGGCGCAGCCCGGCGUCAGCACCAGCCGCCUCUACAGCGGCGCCAAGUUCCGCGGGCAGCAGCGCUCCAAGGGCAACGCCUACGAGGUGGAGGUGGUGGUGCAGCAUGUUGACAUGGAUAACUCCUAUCUCUGUGGAUACUUAAAGAUUAAAGGCCUUACUGAGGAGUAUCCAACGCUUACUACUUUCUUUGAAGGAGAAAUAAUCAGUAAAAAGCAUCCGUUUUUAACCCGGAAAUGGGAUGCAGAUGAAGACGUGGAUCGUAAACAUUGGGGGAAGUUCCCAGCCUUUUACCAGUUCGCAAAAAUAUUUAACUCUGAUGAUUUUGAUUAUGAGGAUCUGAAGAAUGAUGACUUUGUCUUCAUGAGAUGGAAAGAGCAGUUCCUAGUCCCAGAUCACACCAUUAAAGACAUCAGCGGGGCAUCCUUCGCUGGAUUUUAUUACAUAUGCUUUCAGAAGUCUGCAGCAUGUAUAGAGGGCUAUUACUAUCACAGGAGUUCAGAAUGGUAUCAAUCUCUGAAUCUGACUCACGUCCCUGAGUACAGCGCACCCAUUUACGAAUUCCGGUGACAGGGAUGCCAAGAGCUUCACUAAGAGAUGGCCAGUGAGGCCGGGGGGUGGGGAGAGAAGGAGGCGAGCGCCAGGGCGCAUCUUCUAUUCAGACAACGGGGAUGUCUCGGUCAGGACAGAAGACACCAGGCUCCGCUCUUACGGGCAUCUGGACCGAUCUGAAAGCACAAAGGGGAAUCCAUGGGACCGCCUGAUCCUCCUUCCAGCUGCGUGGCCAACAUGCCCCCGUAGUCUGGUCUCGGAGCUACCGUUCAAUGCCCUUUUCUUGCCGAGUUCGCCUCUUGGGAUCGCUGAGAAUCCUUUCCCCUUCGCUCCUUUUGGGGGGAGGAAAUGCCUGCAUCUCCCCAGAUCCACCUUGGAAUAGAAGAGAACAUAAGUUGCUUCCUGCUUAUGUUGCUUCCUCCUUGGCUCCGUGUAGGGGUUCCUCUAGAACAGGUGCGGGGGUGUGUGUGUCCUGUCUGGUCUAAGCGCUACUUGAGGUUGGUGUGUCUGGCCCACAACUGCAGUGUUUGCUGAGGAAGCAGUUGGCCGAAGAAAGGAGGGCCUGGCUGGGGGUGGGAUGAAUGAUCUGCUCCUGUUGGUUUACAAGGCUCAACUUUCUCAGGAAUGUUAGUCAGUCCCAGCAGCGCGAGCUCAAAGCAACCUGCAGUGGCGGGAAAGCUAAUUAUGCCGAUGCAGAAUUUGCAACAUUAAAUGGAAAAAUGUUUAAGGACUUUUUGAAAGAGGGGUGUUUUUAUGGACCACUUCCUCACCGCUGGCCUCAAAGACUUGUGUGGUAACGUGCACAAAUUAUUCUUCAUGAUAUUUUACAAUGGCUGUUUUUUUAUUUUUAUUUUUUUCUCUCCUCCCGGUGAAAAUGAGUGCAAGCUCACCAGCUCGCAUCCUGGUGGAUGGUGGUGAGCUCUCUCUCUCUCUCUCUCUCUCUGUAAUUAUCUCGCAGUGUUGCCACCUGCUCAUCACGAAGGAAGCGCUUGGCGAUAUGCAAAUUACGCUUCUGAUGUGCGCGCCAGGUUUACGCUGCAGAAAACACCAGAUAUUUGCUAGGACUUUUAUCAGACCAAAAAAAAAUAAAAAUAAAGCAUCCUCACCCCCCUCCCCAAAUAAACUGGUCUCCCAAGACUUUGAAAUGUUCAGUGACUUAAGGCUUCUGUGCCAAACUUUAUGCAUGUGUGGUUGUGUAAGAGUGGCUGUCCUGUUUCAUACGGCCUCAAGAGGCUUCUGCAUCUCCACGUCGUCGUUGGGGGUGGGUGGGAACCGCUCUGCCACUCGAAUUUUCAGAGCAGGAACAUGAUGCAGCUCGUGAGCCGGGCAUGCUGUUCUCCUUGCUUGCUUGCUUGCUUCGAAAUGCUUAGAAUGCGCUCCGCUGCCGUCCUGUCUGCUUCCGCAGGUGCCUUGGACUUUGCAGUGUUUGGCAAUGGAGAGGGACGGAAUGUCCCCAGUGGCCAAAAAUUAUAGGUUGUGGUUGUUCGCUUUGGGGCUCGGCCUUUGUGGCAGGAUCAGAAGCGUUCAUCAUGGCUUGAUUUUCAAACAUGGGCAGGUAACUGGGGCGGAGGAAGAAUUUCUCUCUGUCUCCAGCACAGUGUGUACCACGGUCUUGGAGAGGGGCAGGGAAUAAAUACUACAGGCUGUGCUCUUAGAGUACGGAAUGGUUUUCGCUUCCUUGAAUGAUGGGGGGGGGGGGGGUCAAAAAGUGUCGCUUGCAAAAGGUCGCUGAAAAAAAGGACUUGAAAGUAGGUUGGAGCAGCGUUCUUCUCUGUAGCUCUUUGUUCUUCCCGACAGCGAGCAAAGCUGGAAUAAACGAUGUAAAAGAAGAUAAAUCUUUGUGCAGGCUGGCUCAUUUGACACGUGGAUUGUAGAAUCCUGCUGUUUUGUUUUAAUUUCAGAAUUUGGCUUGUUAAGACAGACUAUUUAAAAGAAUGACCACUGGCCUACACUAUCCUAUAUCUUUCAGCACAUGGUAGCUGUGCAUGUUAAGGUGGGCUCUUUCCUUUCCUUUGCCACAGUGUAAAUCGGAGAUGUCCAAGCUUGGCAAAGUUCAGACCUAUGAACAUAGGCCUCUUGUGGAGAAGUAGUUGUGCCUGUAAUUGGAUUGGGAUCAACCUGCUUAUAACCUUUGGCACUGGAGGAAAAUGGUUGAACAGUCACAGCUUGCCAGAAGAUGAUGAAAAACUUCAGGUUAAAGGAUUUUCCAGAGCCUCUCCAGCCAGUGAUGCUUAACAGCAAAACUUAAAAGAAUUAAACUUAUAUGGUAGAAGUGACCUUGGAAGCGCUGGCCAAGGAAAAAUUUGGAAUCUACAGAAAGUGAUAAGUUGUCUCUCCAUUUCAGCACCUUCCCUGUAGCAUACAAGGAGAGGCUAGUCCUGUUCACACUGUCCCAAAUUGAGAAAGAUUGCAAAACAAACUUGGUUGCGGUUCCUUCUUGGGCAUCUUUUCUUUUCCCUUGGGGGGGGGGAGUAAAUGACCAUAAAUCAUUGGGAUGAUACUGUCCUGGUUGUUGAAAUGUUUAGUUUCACAUGCCACGGAGAGCCUUGAGAUAAUAUCCUUCAGGCAUAGACUUCCAUGAUUUAUGUGAAAAUGGUUUUUCAGCUAAGGGAGUGAAGUCCAACUUGUGCCAGGCAUUGGUAGAAGGGAAUAUAUGGCAGGCCUUCAGCUGGGCUUAAAGUUAAUUUAACUCAAAGAUUGUAUAAUCACCUCUAACCUCAGGUGGUGGUUUCUUUUGGAACCUAAUCUCUCAAAUGUUAGAAAAUGUACUUCUUACUCUAGCCACCGAAAAUUCCAGGGGCCUUUGCGCUAAUGCCCAAGCUGUUUCCCAAGGCUUGUUAUUAAACAGAUGGAACAUUUUGUAGCAGGAAUUUAUAUCAGAUUUCUACCCUCCAUUCGGGAGAUUUGAAUAACUUGGAAUAAACAAGGCAAUAUCAGGUUGGAGGAAGCAGGAUUUCCAUUCUGUUUAAGGCAUCGAUGUGACAUUCAUUUUUGGCCUAGAACUCUGGUUUGAUGCACUAACAGAUGCUUGCGCUUGAGAUGAAGUAGAUGGGAAUUAAGUUGGGUAAAGUUAGUAUUUCAACUUUUCUUUUGAAAAUAGCUUUUUUUCCCCCUUUAAGGCUUGUCUUUCAUUCUCUCUGUCUAUUAAACAAGAGCCGUUGCCUCUGGGUUUAUUGAAAAAAACAGGAUGAAGCUUGUCGAAGGGGUCUUCCAAAAUGUAUGGAAAGGAUGUUAUAAGCUUAAUCACAGUAUUAAAGAGUAUUUAUAGAUGAAUUGCAGAAAAGAGACUGGGGUUUUUUUUUCUUCCAGAGUUAUCAGUGUCCCAAAUAAAAGAAUGUGUAUUUAAAAAGC
This is a messenger RNA of Notechis scutatus (mainland tiger snake), 4085 nucleotides long. RefSeq names its product GID complex subunit 4 homolog (gene GID4). Lineage: Eukaryota; Metazoa; Chordata; Lepidosauria; Squamata; Elapidae. Gene Ontology annotation, biological process: negative regulation of gluconeogenesis; protein catabolic process in the vacuole; protein targeting to vacuole. The record is from RefSeq and is a predicted model, not a curated record. Gene Ontology annotation, cellular component: GID complex.